AUGUUUGCCGCCAGGUUUGACCCAUCGCAAGUGCAAAAUUUAUCGGAACCAGCUGGUGUUUUUAAAACUCAGCUACGCCCAGUGGUUCCCUCAAAAAGAGGCAAAGAGUCAGACGAUGAAAGUGAAAGCGAAAGUGAGAGCGAAAGCAAACAGGAGGACGUAAAAGAGAGCCGAGAGCCAGACGGGAGUGGCUCGGAGGUAUCUCUUUCAGACGUUGAAGCUUUGGAAGCGAGUAGUGAUGGCCCGGAACCAAAUAGCGAUGAUCAAAUAUCAAGCAUCGGGACUGUGCUCAAUGAUAAACACUCUGGACUGUACAACCGCUUCCAGAAAACACUCUCUUUACAGGAGAAACUGAGAAGUUCCGAUCUGAUCGAAACGGAAGACGAAAAAACAGAGGCUCUGGAACAACACGAUCUGGUACCAAUACCGCAACCAGCAGUGGUGAAAAAUACCUUUCCUUCAGCAGAAGCAGCUACUGUCAUGAGCAAAUCAGCUGCAUGGCUGCAAACGCAGAAGGUCUACUAUGACAACUCCAUGGUAAAACCUUUCGCAAGUUACGAAACUCAACUCAACGAUAAACUGUUGGCUAACAUCACAACCAAGUUUUCAGAUCAGACAUUUCCAGUGCAAACAAUCUUGCUUGACACGGUACUGCCGAAGUUGAGAUUCGCACAGUCUGUCAAUAAAAGGCAAUUUCCCCGUCGAGUGGGCGAUAUCCUUGUCAAUGCAUCGACAGGGUCCGGUAAAACUUUGGCAUAUUCCAUACCGGUGGUACAGUCUCUAUCAAAGCGUACUGUCAACAGGCUGCGAUGUUUGAUCGUGGUUCCUACCAAAAUUCUGAUUCAUCAAGUUUUCGAGACACUGACCAAACUUUCUCAAGGGACAAGUCUCAUCACAGGUAUCUCUAAGCUCGAAAAUUCCUUGAGGGAUGAACACAAAAAAUUUCAAAACCAGCAACCCGAUAUUCUGAUCAUCACUCCGGGACGUUUGGUGGACCACCUGCAGCUGAACUCCUUUGAUUUGAAAAAUCUCAAGUUUUUAGUUCUUGACGAAGCAGAUCGUUUGCUGAACCAGUCGUUUCAAAACUGGUGCUCCGUGAUUAUGAAUAGGCUGAAAUCCGACAAAAACGAAAGGGCUCCCGUGAGUGUCAUCAAAAUGGUUUUCAGUGCUACGUUAACCACCAACACUGAGAAAUUGCAUAACUUAGAGCUCAACAGACCUUCGCUAUUCAUGAUGGAUUCAGUGAAACUUUAUCAUCUACCAAAGCUCCUACAAGAACACAACGUCCAGAUUCCUACGGCAAAGAGCUUUGCGAAACCAUUAUUUUUAAUGCAACUCAUAGUCGCGUUGUCGGAUAACAACUCGCGGAUCCUAGUUUUUGCCAGGAGUAAUGAAGCGUCCCUAAGGCUUGCUACCCUUUUACAGCUUAUGAGUGCGAAACGGAUAUUGAAUACGGAUGCGAACCUCGAGGUUACUUCGAUCAAUUCGAACAACACUAAGGGCCUCAACAGCAAAUUGAUCAAACAAUUCGCUGCUGUUGGUUCGAACAAGACUGUCAAAGUGCUCGUCGCAACAGAUUUGAUGUCAAGAGGUAUCGACAUCGACAACAUCACCAACGUCAUAAAUUAUGACCCUCCUAUAUCGUCCCAGCAAUACGUUCAUCGUUGUGGUAGAACUGCAAGAGCCCAAGCCCAGGGUGUAGCUUUCAAUCUACUUGUCGGAAAGGGUGAACAAAAGUUUUGGACAGAACACAUUGACAGCGAUCUCAGUAGAGAUGCCGAUGGGUGCCACCCCAAGUCGCACGAUGAGGUUGAUGCUUUGAAGGAUAUUUUGACCACUAGCCCUGAUGUUGAAGAGAACUAUCGAAAGUGUUUGGAACAGCUUAAAGAGGAGGUUCACGAUCGCUAG
Molecule: messenger RNA, 1908 nt
Organism: Lachancea lanzarotensis
Lineage: Eukaryota; Fungi; Ascomycota; Saccharomycetes; Saccharomycetales; Saccharomycetaceae
Gene: DBP6
Product: LALA0S02e06700g1_1
Exons: 1
Coding region: 1-1908 (635 amino acids)
Cellular component (GO): nucleus
Molecular function (GO): ATP binding; nucleic acid binding
Source: RefSeq, a predicted model, not a curated record